Melanotaenia boesemani (Boeseman's rainbowfish) is the source of this 1050-nucleotide messenger RNA. It is a transcript of the gene ubc, whose product is annotated as ubiquitin C. Gene Ontology annotation, biological process: protein ubiquitination; modification-dependent protein catabolic process. Bases 89 to 778 code for a protein of 229 amino acids. The transcript is spliced from 3 exons. The record is from RefSeq and is a predicted model, not a curated record. Gene Ontology annotation, molecular function: protein tag activity; ubiquitin protein ligase binding. Lineage: Eukaryota; Metazoa; Chordata; Actinopteri; Atheriniformes; Melanotaeniidae. Gene Ontology annotation, cellular component: cytoplasm; nucleus.
CUACUGCGCUGCGCAUUGACUGGUCAAAGCGGACACAGGAGUCGGAGAAGUGUGUGUAACAUUCGUGGGAACAAUUUGUUUCAUCAAGAUGCAGAUCUUUGUGAAGACCCUCACUGGAAAGACCAUAACCCUUGAGGUUGAGCCCAGUGACACCAUCGAGAAUGUUAAGGCUAAAAUCCAGGACAAGGAAGGCAUCCCCCCAGACCAGCAGAGGCUGAUCUUUGCUGGCAAGCAGCUGGAAGAUGGCCGCACCCUGUCCGACUACAACAUCCAGAAGGAGUCCACUCUGCAUCUUGUGCUGCGUCUGAGGGGAGGUAUGCAGAUCUUUGUGAAGACCCUCACAGGAAAAACCAUCACCCUUGAGGUUGAGCCCAGUGACACCAUCGAGAAUGUUAAGGCAAAGAUUCAGGACAAGGAAGGCAUCCCCCCAGACCAGCAGAGGCUGAUCUUUGCUGGCAAGCAGCUGGAAGAUGGCCGCACCCUGUCUGACUACAACAUCCAGAAGGAGUCCACCCUGCAUCUUGUGCUGCGUCUGAGGGGAGGUAUGCAGAUCUUUGUGAAGACCCUCACUGGAAAAACCAUCACCUUGGAGGUGGAGCCCAGCGACACAAUUGAGAAUGUAAAGGCUAAAAUCCAGGAUAAGGAGGGAAUCCCCCCAGACCAGCAGAGGCUGAUCUUUGCUGGCAAGCAGCUGGAAGAUGGCCGCACCCUGUCCGACUACAACAUCCAGAAGGAGUCCACUCUGCAUCUGGUGCUCCGUCUUCGUGGAGGAAACUAAGCUGCUUCUGCUCAAAAAUUUGUGGCAGUAUUUAAAAUGUUAAAGCAUUCCUUUUUUUUAAUCUUCAAUAAAGUUUUAGCAUUUCUGAGUUUCUUUUUUAAUUGCAUGCUGACAUUUGCCUUAAGUGUAUUUAACAACCGAAUCUGGAUAAUUAUUUUGCAGUUCAGAGUUUAUGCUGUAAAUCUGAAACCUGGAUGUUUAUUAAAAAGAGACCUGAACAUGGAAAUGCUGUUACUGAGUGUUGAAAGCAAAUAAAAGGCUACUCACUGUCA